GUUAUAUAAUUUUAGAUAUUCUGUAAAAAAAAAAAAAAAAAUCAUUUAAAUUAUUAAUAUAUUUAUAAAGUCUAGAAAAUAACUGCGGAAGUCCGUUGGCGUGACGUUAUUGUCCAAUCCCUGUUUACCCCUACCCUCCCUCAAUAACGUUCAAAAGUUAAACUCUCCCAGAAGCUAAAUUAGCUAGCAGUUUAAGUUUUCUAGAGACAUUUUUACAAUCAGCUAACGAUAUUAAAGUGAGUUUUGGAGCGUCUUUGUAAUGAUAUACGCGUUGAAGUUGUUUAGCCUAUUUUGCUGAGUGUUAGUUAACUUUAGAUUUAGUUGCAGAGGCGGUGAGUUCGCGGUAAAAAGCUAGCAAACUCUGCCAUGCCCCCCUAGAAGAUGAUGCUCCAAACAACAACAAUGACGGUGACAUAACGCAGGGGGUUGCUGGAGAAGAAACAAGGAGGAACUGGGUGUUAUAUUAGUGGGUAACUGUUAACGAUGUGAUGGACGAAGUGAAAAGACUUUCCCCAUCAAAUGGAAGAACUUUUGGAAGAGUCUCAAACUUUUUCCCCUGGUCAAAUGACACGUCAGCUGAGCUCUGGCACAGCACUCCUCUUAAGCAGAAAAAUGUUGAUGCUUCACUGGAUGUUAGCCAACCCUCUGUCCCACCCAGCUUCAAGAUGGACUUCACAGCAAAACAGUGGGCCACAAUAACACCUCCUCCUAUCCCAGCAGAUACCCUCCGUCCCCCCAGCUCGCAGCACACAGAGUUUCCGGUGAAUGACCUGAGUGGCUCCACAAUCCAGAGGCAGAGGAGGGAGCUGCAGCUGCUGAUGGCUGAGCUGAAGGACCGGGACAAGGAGCUGAACGCCAUGGCCGCCUCCCAUCAUAAGCAGCUUCACGCCUGGGAACAAGACCGCCAGAGGGUGCUCAGCUUGGAGCAGAGGUGCGCCCGUUUGGAUGAUGAGUUGCAGAAGCGUAAUGAGGUGAUCAGAGUCCUGACUAAACGUGUUUGGGUGGUGGAAACCAGGGAGGAGGAAGUCCAGAAGGAGCUCAGCGCUGCCCGACAGCAGCUGUGUGAGCUGGAGCAGAAACAGCAGCACAUCAGCCAAAGAUGUGAAGACUUUGAGGAGAAGAACCAGAGUCUCAACUCCACGGUCAUGGCUCUGUCCACUCAAGUCGGCUCUCUGCAGGUCAGGGAGGAAGAACUGAGCUCCCUGAUCAAACUCAAGGACAAGGAUGUGACUGAAGCCUCGGGUCAUAUAGCCGACCUCGCAGGGCGCCUACGAGAUCUGGAAACAUCGCUUACGGACAGCCGCUCACAGGAAAACAAACUCAUGAGAGACUUGGAGGAAAAUAAACGGCGUUAUAGAGAGGCCAGGCAUGAGGUCACGCACCUUAAAGAGGAGCUGCAGCAGCAGGUAACACAGAGCAGCACACAGAGGGAGGAGAUCAUCCGUCUCAAACAGGAGCUCCAGCUGCUUCGCAGAGAUCUGGCCUUGGCGGGGGAGGGAGACGGCUGGAAAGAUGAGCUGCUAGAACUGGCUCGCUCCAAACAGGAACGCACCGUGUCAGAGCUCCGCUGCCUACGACAGGUGUGUGAGAAUCAGCGCAACGACCUGCAGCUUUUGCAGUUGAACCUGGAAAGUUCCCGUGAAGCCCUGAGAGAGAAGAGCAGUCAGGGAUUGCCUGGCAGUCAGGAUGAGUUCGGAUGCUGCUGUCUGGACAACCCGUCACCUUCAUCGCUCAGACUGAAGAAAUCGAGACCUUUACAUGAUGCUGCCGCUCUGCCAGCAGCUAAUCUGCGAGGCACCGUCAACAGUGAACUGGGAAUCUUCUCGGCACAAUUUGUGGGUGUAAGGCAGGAAACGGCGCCUCAUGUUAAGAACAGUGAUGGUGGUGACCCUGUGUCCAGCUGUUCUCUGCAGCAGCUGUUAAAAGAGUCCCGGCAGGUCAUCGAGGCCAGUUCAGAGCCCAGCAGCUCGAGACCCCACAGCUCCGUACACAACAGUGGCCCUACUAUGAGCUGUGGGACCACUGACCCCUUUUACUCUCAUAAGUGCCAGACGUCCCACCACCACCCAGCUACUCCAACACAGGCCUGUGAAACUCCACCCAAAGCCUGCCCUCGACAUGGUACCUGCCAGCCAUGUGGACUUCUUGACAAAGACUGAAGCACAGAUUCUUUUUUUCAGGGAAACUUUAUGUAUUUACCAAAGUGACUCCAUGUGCUAAAUUAUGUAGCACUAGAGACUGUUUUAAAAAUCAGUGUUACCACAGAACCUAAACCUGUUUUUAUGCAAACAGCUAAAAAAACUGAAUGAUAAAAAAACUGUCAUGAAUUUGUUUUGCACCAUAUUAUCUUGUUUGUAAUUUGGUUCCAGUGCAUUUCCAGUACUUUCUUUUGGGGAGGGGGAGGUACACUUGAGAUUAACAUGCAUGCUGUGUAUUUUUUAAAACCCUGUCUCAGAUUUUUAAAGGCUGUAUUGUGUGUAUUUUUAAAGUGACUGAGAUGUGAAACCAGUCCUACAGGGCUGUUGAGUGGCGUGUCCUUAUAUUGUCUUUCCAGUUUCACUGCUUACAGAUUUGUCUGGUGACUCAGGAGAUGUUGAUAGUUGUUAAUAGUCUUAACAAUGUGUAACUUGUUCAUGGUGUCAUUACUUACUAAAAUAUGUAUAUACAAACUA
Molecule: messenger RNA, 2672 nt
Organism: Micropterus dolomieu (smallmouth bass)
Lineage: Eukaryota; Metazoa; Chordata; Actinopteri; Centrarchiformes; Centrarchidae
Gene: ccdc62
Product: coiled-coil domain containing 62
Exons: 13
Coding region: 489-2159 (556 amino acids)
Source: RefSeq, a predicted model, not a curated record